Striga asiatica is the source of this 3162-nucleotide messenger RNA. The record is from the annotation of a GenBank genome assembly. NCBI's taxonomy places the organism in Eukaryota, Viridiplantae, Streptophyta, Magnoliopsida, Lamiales, Orobanchaceae.
AAAUAAAUAAAUAAAUAAAAUGGAAACACCAGCUUCUGACCAUGUCAUUCUAUUCAUGGAUAGUCAAGACCAUAACCAAAAAACUCAUUCCCUUGAUCAACCAAACCCCAAAAGGAACCUACUGCCCGACGCCAAAUUACCGCCUCUGCCCCCCUCCUCAGCCCAAUCCCUACGUCGUUUGAGCUUCUCUAAGCCCAAAGCCCGUUUAGUUGAGUUCUCUCGUCCGUUAACCCAAAAAUUUGCCUACGAGCCCGAAGAGUCCGAGCACUUGAAAAAAUUUUCGGACACUUCUGACACAGACGACGAGGAUAGUGAGGACGAAGAGUACCGCGAGUACGACGAGGAUGGCUUCCGCAAGCAAAAGCCGCGUAAAAAGAAACUCAAAAUCAAUUGGAAAAUCUUGAUAGAGUGGAUAAUAUUCAUCACACUAUCCACAAGUUUAAUAUGCUCUCUCACGAUACCGACGCUCAAGAGGCAGCUCGCGUGUGGGCUCGGGCUAUGGCGUUGGUUUUUAAUGAUUUUGGUUAUAUUCAGCGGCCGUCUUGUAUCCGGUUGGAUAAUCAAAAUCAUGGUGUUUUGCAUCGAGAGGAAUUUCAUGCUGCGCGAGAAGGUCUUGUACUUCGUAUACGGGAUUCGUAGGAGCAUCCAAAACUGCGUGUGGCUAGGGCUCGUCCUCGUCUCGUGGACCUUCAUCUUCAACGCAAAGCUCCACAAGAAGAAUGCGCUCAUGGAGAAGUCCUUCCAAGCCCUAGUUGCCUUCCUCAUCGGGGCCACGAUCUGGCUCGUCAAGAUCGUGCUCGUCAAAGUGCUCGCCUCGUCAUUCCACGUCACCACCUACUUCGACCGCAUGAAGGAGAGCGUGUUCGUUCACUACGUUCUUGACACGCUGUCGGGCCCACCCAUGGAUGACGUGGCGUACGAGGAGGCCCACUGCCGGAACCUUGGUGUGUCGAGGUCGAUGCCGGCCAGGAUAAGGGACUCGUCUAGGGUUUUGUCGAGGAGGUACGGGACGAAGAGGAUAGAUAUAGAGAAGCUGAAGAAGCUGAGCAUGCAGAGCACGGGGUCCGCAUGGACAGUCAAGAGGCUGGUCAACUAUGUGAGGUCGUUCGGGUUGACCACGAUAUCGAAGGCUGUCGAUGAGUUUGGUCGGGCCGAGUCCGAGAUCACCAGCGAGUGGGAGGCAAGGAGUUGUGCCAAGAGGAUAUUCAAGAAUGUGGCCAAGCCCGGUGCCAAGUACAUUGAAGAAGAUGAUCUGAUGAGAUUCCUGAAGAGAGUAGAAAUCCACACCAUUUUCCCACUCUUCGAAGGCGCCCUCGAGACCGGCAAGAUCACAAAAUCUGCUUUCAGAAACUGGGUGGUAAGGGCUUACUAUGAGCGUAAGUCGCUGGCCCACUCGCUGAACGACACAAAGACGGCCGUGCAGCAGCUUCACAAGGUGGCAAGCGCAAUUGUGAGCGUGAUAAUAGUCGUGAUUUCGCUCAUGGUCAUGGGAGUUGCCUCCACAAAAGUCAUAGCCUUCAUGCUGACUCAGCUUCUCCUUGUCGGCUUCACCUUCCAGAACAUGUGCAAGACCGUUUUCGAGUCCAUAGUCUUCGUCUUUGUCAUGCACCCUUUCGACAUCGGUGACCGUUGUGUGAUCGAUGGAGUCCAGCUGAUAGUUGAGGAGAUGAACAUAUUGACCACGGUUUUUCUAAGAUAUGACAAUGAGAAAAUCUACUAUCCGAAUUCGGUCUUGAUCACGAAGCCCAUUAGCAACUUCUACCGAAGCCCGGAAAUGUGCGACACCAUCAAUUUCACAAUCGACGCCUCCACGCCAACCGACACCAUAUUCGCACUCAAGAAAGCAAUACAAACUUACAUUGAGAGCAAACCAAAGUACUGGAUCCCGAAGCACUCUGUUAUAGUGAAAGAAAUAGAGAACAUGGACAAGUUGAAGAUGGCUUUAGGCGUACAGCACACAAUCAACCAUCAAAACUAUGGGGACAGGAAUAUUCGAAUAACAGAGCUGAUACUCGAGUUGAAGAAGAUGUUCGAGAACCUAGACAUUACGUACCAUCUUCUUCCUCAGGAAAUUCACCUCACACAGGUAAACAUGGGCAAUUGGAGGAUGCCAUUGCCUUGAAUGAACGAAUACCAUUUAUGCGAUUUCUAUGUAUGUUUGCAUUGGUUGAUCUCUUAUCUCUAGGAACUUGUGUGUGUAGAGAGGUUUUUAUUUUUUAAAUGUAAGUGCCAUUUGAAAUACCUAUUUAUUACUAGCUCAAGCGGUACCCUUCACAAGGAAGGAAGGGCCAUAAAUCUUUGAUGUAAUCACCUACCCACGACUCCACCCCUAACCAUUAGAAAAAGGUCCCUAACUGUUAAAAUGAAAGUCCCACUGUAACAUGCAGAUUUCCUAAACUACUUCUAGUUUUACUUGGUUGGGUGAAAAAGUGAAAAACGUUUUCAAUGCAUGGGCACAAUUUUAUUCAUCUGAAUAAUGGAAAGAAGUGAACAGGAAAAACUCACUAUGAUUUCAUAUUCCACGAAUGAAAUCAAGAAAGCAAUUUAAAUACCCACAAAUGCUAGCAAUAACAGGCUAACAGCAUAAACAAUGAAUUAGUCUACAUCAUAACCGCAGCAUCUUCACACUGCUCAAUGGAAAUUCAAGCAACAGAAGCAUCUUGAAAGUAGUUACAAGCAUAAAUGACAACAUUUCAUUUAGCAAAGAUAAAGCCUCACAUCUACUAACGGCUGGAGCCACUGAACUAUUUUCAUAACUGAGAAUAGAUAAAUCUUUAGAAUGCAGAAAGCAACACAAGAAUAUACCUUAUUUUACGGCGUGCGAGUAUUUACACUCUGAGAUUUUUGCACUCGAGGAUGGACCCGUAAGAUUGAAAUGCCACCACGAGCAUAACUAAGCUUUCUCAGUCAACAGCCUCAUUUCGCAAUCGUAAAGAAAAAAGCCCCCAAGUCCAAGAUAUAUACCAGCGUAUGUAGAACACGAUCCCGAAACUGGGUUGAUCGAGUAAAUAUUAUCCCACAGGGUACUUUCGCUGUAAUUUUCGCAAUGCACAGCGAAGAGUGAAUCAUAGAGCACGAACCUAAAGCCGUCUCUAGAUUAUCAGAAAUUAUACCGACGGCUUGGGGCAUUUUGGGCUUGAUGGGCAUCUGGGUAAUAUUGCC